UUGUCACAGACUCCCAUGUAGAUUAACCUUUCAAUUAGUUGUUAUCAGGUUCGCUCUGCCUCCGCAAGAGUUACCGCAUGCGUUUAUUCGCUGGAUCAGACAGGACCCGCUGGAUUUUAAUUGACCUCGUUAGGCGUCGUCGGCGUUUCAAAUAAAUGCAUAACUGCGUACAGUAGGAGCGGAGACCGCGCAAGGAACUUAAGGAAUCGGUAUUUGCCCUUUCUACCCAAUAUUAAAGUUUCUUGGGAGGAACCAUCGUUGUGAAGGUUUCACCCACGUGUGAAAUUUGCAAGGAUUUUUAAGGAGGUUUGUCUGGAUUAAUUAAGGGAUUUCUUUUGACUGUCUACUGAGGAAACUUUGAGGAAAUGAAAAGACUGUCUGGUAUUUAAGGAGUUCCAUCAGUAACAAGUUUUGUAUAACAUGGUGUGCUGAUGGCUGACUUUUGUUCGUGGAUGCAUACUGUUUGUUCAUAAGAGGGAAUGUAUUCAUGGAUUAUGCCUUAAUGAAACAAAUUAUUUCACCAUGGUGAAACUGGCCAAUCCCCUGUACACAGAGUGGAUUCUUGAGGCUAUUCAGAAGAUCAAAAGGCAGAAGCAGAGGCCUUCAGAGGAGCGAAUUUGUCAUGCUGUAUCAACAUCGCAUGGACUAGACAAGGGCAUUGUGCUCCAGCAACUGGAGCUGGCUGUGAAGGAUGGAUCCAUCCUUAAGGUUACCAGCAAAGGUUGUGCUUCAUACAAAGACCCGGAUAACCCAGGGAGGAUUGCAGCAAUCAAGUCUGGAGGCUCGACUUCCUCUGUGGUUGGAUCAGUGCUACCUGCAGGAGAUCUGCGACAUGUGGAUUGGAAUAAGGUCCUCAGGAGGGCUAUUGAGGGGCUGGGCGUGCCUGCUGGCUCUUCUCUUAGGAACAUAGAGCGAUUCCUAAGGAGCCAGGAUGACCUGGUGAAUGUUGUGGCCAACCCCAGGUUCCAGCAGAGGCUCAGGCUGGCUGCUAAGCGGGCGGUCAAUAAUGGGAGACUGCUGAAGGAUGGGCCACUCUACCGGAUGAAAAAUGGUGGGACGGGAGGAAAGGUGGGUUUUAGGAGCAGCGUUGCCUCAUCACUGGACCUACCACCCGUAACACUUCUCCCACAUGAGAAAGAUCAGCCUCGUGCUGAUCCAAUACCUAUAUGCAGCUUCUGUUUGGGUACAAAGGAGUCCAAUCGAGACAAGAAACCUGAAGAGCUUCUCUCAUGUGCAGACUGUGGGAGCAGUGGCCAUCCUUCUUGUCUGAAGUUCUCGGCUGAUUUGACAACAAAUGUGAAGGCGCUGCGAUGGCAAUGCAUUGAAUGCAAAACGUGCAGUUCCUGUCAAAUUCAGGGGAAAAAUGCUGACGAGAUGCUGUUCUGUGACUCCUGUGAUAGGGGGUUCCAUAUGGAGUGUUGUGACCCACCACUCUCACGAAUGCCAAAAGGAAUGUGGAUCUGCCAAGUAUGCAGGCCAAAGGAGCAAGAGGAGAAACGACUGCUGCACAAAACAGCAGCCCAGAUCAAAAGGCGAUAUACAAGGCCAGGAAGGCCCAGGAAACAUUUCACACAUCCAGCAAUGCCUGUCAGUGGUGAUGCAAGAUCCCUUGAGCUGUCAGAGAGAGAGGAACAUGGUAGGGGUCUUAAGAGCACUCUCUGCACCCCACCCUCAUCCAGCAUCAUUGCACCCACCACAGAUGCCCGGAGCCGCUUGAGCCUCACCGAUCCCCUUACAUCUACCCCAGCCUCUCUCACUGCCCUCACCAUGCUGCCCCCCUACAACAAGAAAACCAAAAGCCUCAUUGACGGCCUCUCCAAAUUUUUUACACCAUCCCCCUUGGGCCGACGCGUGCGUGGUGAGGCGUCAGACUCUUCUGAGCAUCAUAGGCCUAAGAAACGGGGCUAUGGGAAGCGGCUGCGCGAUCCUCAUUCCAGCUCGACGGCACCAGGUACCAGCCAAAGGUUAACUGCCCAAUCUAGCAUGCUGGCUACACCCAGCCCUUUACCGGGACCCAGCCCCAGCUCUCUGAACCCCGGUCAGUCCCCCUCUCCUCCCUCUGCCCACUCCCCGCAGAGCUCCUCAUCCCAGUCUAGCGGCCCCUCCCUCAGCAGCCUCCCCGGCAGCAGCCAGCUAAAGGGACUCUUUGAUGGACUGUCUCACAUCUAUGCCACUCAGGGACAGUCCCGGCAGAAGGGACUCCCCAGCUAUGCACCGCCAAAGCGAGGGCGAUGCACCCAGGACGCUUCCUCCUCACCCAAAACGCCUUUGCAGCACCACGGAAACAAGCCCAUCAAAGGGUUCAGUAGCAAGCUAGCAUCCGUGUCCUGCUCAGCCUCGGGCUGGGCACCCAAGAGAGGCCGGCCCUUUAAGACAGCGCACCAUUUCAAACGAGCUCCCUUCUUGAAAAAGCACAGACUGCUAGGCAGGUUUAGGUUUAAGGCCUCCCCUCAGAGAGGGAACCCCACGCCAGGGAGGGGCAGCUUGGCAGACGGAAGAAUUAAGCCUGACCAAAACCAUGUGUUAAAUGCCUUGAGAUGCCUAAAACGUGAGACUCAAGAUGGAAGGAUGCCUUCACCCAGUGAUCAAGUAACUGAAGAAGACAUUAAGAUAUUCAGGCAAGCCCAAGAGCUCACUGCAAAGAGGACUGAACUACGUAGCAGCGAUCAAGUCCAGUAUCCCUCGUUGAUAGAGUUCGGGAAAUAUGAAAUACAGACAUGGUACUCGUCGCCUUAUCCUCCAGAAUAUUCAAGAUUACCGAAACUUUAUCUUUGCGAGUUCUGUUUGAAGUACAUGAAAAGUCGGAACAUUCUGCAGAGGCAUUUACAGAAGUGUGGCUGGUUUCAUCCACCAGCUAAUGAGAUCUACAGAAAAGAUAACCUUUCUGUGUUUGAGGUUGAUGGAAAUGUUAGCAAAAUUUUCUGUCAAAAUCUUUGCUUGCUUGCAAAGCUUUUUCUUGACCACAAGACGCUGUACUAUGAUGUGGAGCCUUUCCUUUUCUACAUUCUAACUCAAAAUGAUGAGAAAGGCUGCCAUCUUGUAGGAUACUUCUCAAAGGAAAAGCUUUGCCAGCAGAAGUACAAUGUCUCCUGCAUAAUGAUUAUGCCCCACUACCAAAGGCAAGGAUUUGGGAGGUUCCUUAUUGAUUUCAGUUACUUACUCAGUAGGCAGGAGGGCCAGGCCGGCUCCCCGGAGAAGCCUCUAUCAGAUCUGGGUCGUCUAUCCUACUUGGCGUAUUGGAAAAGUGUCAUCCUGGAGUACCUGCACAACCACCCAGAUAAAAGUGUCAGCAUCAAGGGAAUGAGCAAAGCCACGGGCAUGUGUCCACAUGACAUCGCCACCACACUCCAGCAGCUCAGCAUGAUUGAUGUGCAGGAUGGCAGAUUUGUUGUUAUCCGAAAGCAUCAGAUGAUCCAGAGGCACAUGGCACAGCUGAGGGAGAAACCACGUCUUUAUGAGGUCGACCCCGAGUGUCUCAUCUGGAACCCUGUUGGGUCAGUCUACAGAAACCCACUGGAGGGGCAGCAAGGACCAGAGGCAGAGAUGGAGGACCCUGGAGAAUGCAGUGCAUCAACCACUGACAUGAGAACAGGGAUGACCUUCAGCAGUCGAAUGCCUCCUCUCACCAAGUGUAAGAACUACAGCAGGAGUCACCCUGAGUCACUGUUCCCUGGCACCAUUGAGAGAGACUUGGAAGUGAGUGAGGAGAGCAGCAGUGAUGAUGCUUCAGUCCAGUCGCAGUCUUUACCAGGGCUCAAGCGAAAGAGAGGAGGCACUCUGCAGAAGAAAAGAGGCCGGAGGAGAGUGCGCAUUAAUAGCAGCGUCACCACAGAAACUAUCUCUGAGAGGACUGAGGUGCUGGAUGAGCCGUUUGACAACUCUGACGUGGAGAGCCCUGCGCCCCAGCUAGAGCUCUCCAUCAGACGGGAUGACAGUGAGGAAGAAGAGGAAGAGGAGAGGAGGAGAAGAGCAGCUGUGCGCAGGCCAGGCAGGCCAAGGAAGAGGGAGAGACAAGAUGAUGACAAUCAUUUAAAUCAACAUGAAGGAGAGAACGUAGAAGGUAUUACGGAUGCAGUGAAAAAGGACAAUCCUCGACCUGUGAAGCGAAAGAAAGGGUGGCCCAAAGGGGUAAAGCGUGGGCCCCCCAAGUGGAGGCUUAAGAAAGAGAGAAAGAUGGGCUUUAAGCUGAACCUCUACACGCCUCCGGAGACGCCAAUGGUCAGUGUGGAGCAGGAGCCAGAGGAGGAGCACAUGGGCAGCCCUGCAUCUGCUCCUGAAGACGGUGAGCCCUGCAAGGAGCCUGAGACUGUGGCGGCAGAGCUGCACACUUCGGUCUCAGAGACGCCCAGCCCUGAAGUGCAGGAAGCAGAACAUGACGAUGGUGAAACUCUCAAUAAGCCUGACUCUGUGGAUGCUUCUCCCUGUGGUGCUGAGAGUCAGGAGGCUGCACCAGGGCCUGUGGAUUAUGGUGAGCAGUCCACUGGGUAUACUGAGGAGGGGAGGGAGCAAGAGCCAGAGGAGGCGCACGAUUGCAGGGUCCCCCGUGGCCCGCAGGAGCGUGACGAGGAGGAAGAGGAGGAUGAAGAGCCAGAACCCACUCAUGUGGAAGAUCAUGAUGCAGAUGAUGAGGAUGAUGGUCAUGUGGAUUCCAGUGAGCUGAGGAAGGAAGACCCUAUACCAGUACCUGAGAGAGAGCCUUUGGAUAACCCUGAUCCUGCUCCGAGCCUGUGUGCCGAGGAAAACCUUCCUCUGCAGUGUUCGGGAGAGCUGGUCCCCGAUAGCAGCCUCAUCAACAUGGCUGUGCAGGACAGUACUGUGGACUCAGAGCAUCAUCCAGACUCUGAGUCAGAAGAGGAGGAGGAGGAGGACGAGAGCAUUCAGAAUGUCCACCAGAAAGAUCCUGGUCCUCUGACCCCGGCAAUAAAGGAGGACCACAGUAUUUGUCCAGAGAUAGACAUGGAAACCGCUCAGGCUGUCCAGUCCCUUACACAGGAGGCUGAGCAAGAGAGGCACUUCCAGGACUGUGUGGAGACCCAGGAGGCCUGCCAGAGCCUGCAGAGAUAUGUACACGUGGACCAGAGCCCUCAAAUGACUCCUGUUGACGACUGCCAGCAGUCGGAUCACAGCAGCCCACUGUCCUCCGUACACUCUCACCCCAGCCAAUCCGUGCGAUCAGUUAGCAGCCCAGCUGUGUCCAUUCUAGAAAGCAGCUACACGCAGAUCAGCCCAGAACAGAGCGCCAUCUCUGUGCACUCCCUCCAUAACAUGGAGACCAGUCCGAUGAUGGACGUGCCUUCUGUGUCAGACCACUCCCAGCAGGUGGUGGACAGUGGCUUCAGUGACCUGGGCAGCAUCGAGAGCACCACCGAGAACUACGAGAAUCCCAGCAGCUAUGACUCCACACUGGGCGGCAGCAUUUGUGGCACCGGUGCUAGCGCUGGCGCCUCCUCCCAGAGCAGCUGUUCCUAUGGCAACCUCUCCUCUGGUGGCAGCCAUGGACAGAGCAGCUGUGCCGUGUCCCAGCAGAUGGCCGGCCCCGUAGUGAACAAUAGUGGCGCCUGCAGUAUGCUCCAGCAGAACAGCAUGAGCUCUCCACAGGGCUGCGGUGUCAAAUCCCCUCAAGGCUGUGUACCAGAGAGACAGCCCAGUCACGGGCACACCCACGGACAUGGGCACACGCACGGACACGCACACGGCCACAGUCAUGGGCACCACCACAGCCACCACCAUCACCACCCACACCCGCACCAUCAGCAUCAGCAUCAGCACCACCAGCAGCCUCUGUCGCACUGCUCUAUGUCUGCCAGCUUUCCUCCACCCAUGCAGCUUCCCGACAUCCCCGAGUCCAACAAUCCCUCCACCAACCUAGGGCUAUAUGAGAGGAUGGGCCAGGGCGAGUAUGUGGGCGGGCAUUACGCACAGCCCUCAGCUACGUUCAGCCUGGCUAAGCUCCAGCAGCUUACCAACACUCUCAUAGACCACCCACUGCCCUUCAGCCACUCUGCAUCGCACCCCAUCACGUCUUACGCCAACAACAACGGCUCUGUGUCCUCGCAGCUCGGCCCUCACAACCCCACGCUCGUGUCCCUGUCUCAGCCUCCACAUACAGUCACAGGCGGGGGUCCCCAGACACAAGCCACGAUGACUCCACCUCCUAACAUGACUCCACCCCCCAUGAUGCUGCAGCGCAACAUGGCCACACCCAACAUGAACUUGCCACCUUCCCAGAGACUACAGACACAAAUGGCCCCUAAGAACCAUCACCAUCACCCCGUAUCGAUACGCUCAAAAUCGGCCCCGCUUCCUCACCACCAACAGCAGAUGUAUGGCAGAGGUCCACAGACUGUAACCAUGCAGGCGCCUAGCAGGACGCUCGCCAUGCCACCUCGCGUGAACAUGGGUGUGAACCUCAUGCCUGCUCCGGCUUAUAACGUCAACUCCAUGAACGUGAAUGUGAAUAUGGCGCCACUAAACGCAAUGAAUACAUACAGGGUGACGCAGCCCAUGAUGAAUGGGGGCUAUCAUGGCAACCCCACCUAUAUGAAUCAAUCUCCACAGUACUCUAUGCAGAUGGGCAUGAUGGGUACCCAGCCUUACCCACAGCAGCCCAUGCAGGCUACUCCACACGGCAAUAUGAUGUACAGUCCAGCAGGCCACCAUGGUUAUGUGAACACUGGCAUGUCUAAACAACCCUUAAAUGGGCCUUAUAUGAGACGAUAAUCGCUCAUGACCUUUGUAUUCUAAAGAGUCAUGAAAUGAAAGUCACCUUGAUGACUUGUUCUUGUGUUGAUUUUUGUUCUUAAUGUUCCCUUUUAUGGAUUUUUAUGAAAAAACCAGCACUUGGUAAGAAUGCAAAAAAAGUUGUGUUUAAUGGCUAAUCUUUAGCUUUUUCCCUAUUUAUGGGAAGCCUUACAUCAAAAUUUAAUGUAACAUUUAAAUGUACAUCCUGUCGAACUGUAUUGCAGUUUAAUUGGGAUUACAUUGGGGUUUUUUUUGUUUUGUUUUUUUUAAUGGUUUUUGUUUUGUUUUGGGACUUGCAUUAUGGAACCUUUAAAUGUGCCUGCAUUGUAUGCCUUUUCAAUGUAACUGUUUAGCAAUCGCAAGGUUAUGUUUUUAAGUCUGUACUCAUGCCUUCAUAUUUAAAUUAUUGUAAAUCUGCUUUUAUAUUUUUUUAAGUGUAAGGUGAAACUUAGCAUGCUAUAACGUCUUUGUUAGUGACAGUGCAUCAAAGUAGUACUGUACAGUGUUGUGCUUAAAAGCAAGCAAUUUUAUAUUAAAUGUAUGGCCUUGGUUAGGUUUCCCUCUUAUGGAAGGAAAAAUUAAACUAUAUUUUUGUUGAUUCUAAUACUGUAAAGAUUUUAAACAUCGUCAUGUUUUUGGGUGUUCAGCUUCGAAGGUUCUAUUGCUAAUUGUGUAUAAUUUGUUACUUUUUAACAAGUUUCUUUACCUGAGGCAGCUUUCUGUUUUUAUACAAACUAAAGCAAUUUCAGUCAAAAUAGCGAAGUAAAUGUCAGUAUUUGUACAUGUAGAAUUCUAAAUAAAGCAGAGGGGAUACAGAACCAUUUCAUAAGGCAGAGUUCAGAAAUUGUCCAUUUACUCCAAAGUUGGUCUUUUAUGAAAUGCCUUUAAACGUACAUUUUCAUUCCAUCUGUAGAUUUUUUUAUCUUUAUAAAACAUCUGAUUUAUAUUUUACUGAAAUGUAGAACAGUAGCCUUGUUAAUAGACAAAACAGAUGGCAUGUAUAAAGGUAAAUUGUAUCGGUGUCUGUUUGUAUAGCUUAUUUUGUAGCCUUUGUACCUGUACAGAAUGGCAGUUUGACGUAAGAGGGAUAUCCUGACUGUACUAAUUAAUGGAGCAACAGUCCUGUAUUUAUGAGUUACCUUUUUAGUCGGUCACUUAAAUGCUGUACAUUUUAGCAUAAAAUAAAUUAUGAUGAGCCACUGACACUUAAA
This is a messenger RNA of Electrophorus electricus (electric eel), 7952 nucleotides long. The record is from RefSeq and is a predicted model, not a curated record. Lineage: Eukaryota; Metazoa; Chordata; Actinopteri; Gymnotiformes; Gymnotidae.